AACCAGACGCACCUGCGCGCCGCGGGUGUUGGACUACCUGAAGGGACCCGCGCAGAGCUCCAAUGGCGUCGUCGAGGCUGCUCGUGGUCGUGGUCGUGCUGGCCGCCAUUGGCGCGACCACCUGCUAUCCGCAGAGUCGGAAGAUACACUUGCCAAGGAUGAAAAGGACGCAAGCGAACAUCAACGACUACUUCGACGAGAUCACCCCGCAGAUCAAGAACUUCUUCAUCACGGCGGGACUCGACCCUCUGCAGUUGCCAGACCUCGUCCAGAACUUCAGCGUGACGGACCUGCUGGGUAUCGAAUGGACUGGAGAACUGGGGCUCAAGACUGGCUGGCUGACUGACCUGUCGCUCUUCCAGAGGAGUGGAGAUGCUUACGUCAGCUACGACGACCUGGAGCUCAACAUCAGCAUCAGCCUGGCGUUCCCAGACGUGGCGAUAUCGUACGACUACGUGGCGCAGAUCAUGGGCAUCGGUCCAGAGGGCGCGGUGCACGGCAAGGUGGAGAACCUGAUCGUGCACAUCGAUGCGGGCGCCAAGCUGUCCGACCUCAAGCUGGCGCUCUACGACUUCCAGUACCUCGAUUACGGGAAAGUAACUUUCCAACUCGAGGGCAACAUCCUGGACUUCAUCGGGAAUGCGAUCCUGGAUGUGGUGACGACGCUAUUCCGCGGGCCCAUCAUGGAAUUCGUGGAGACCGCCCUGCGCCAAGUCAUCACCGACCUGCUGGAGAGUAUCGACCUGAGCGAGAUCAUCGGCGGCAGUGUCAGGUGUGGGCUCUGAAUCCUCCACAUCUGAGGAUGCGAUUGCCCGAGUGGGUAAUCCUGUCUGUACGUACCUAUCACGAUACAGGUGCACAACUUGUCAGCUCUGAUGGUGCAAAUAAACUGAUCUUUAUAACGAUUA
This is a messenger RNA of Schistocerca americana (American grasshopper), 908 nucleotides long. RefSeq lists its product as uncharacterized. NCBI's taxonomy places the organism in Eukaryota, Metazoa, Arthropoda, Insecta, Orthoptera, Acrididae. The coding region runs from base 63 to 785 and encodes 240 amino acids. The transcript has 5 exons. The record is from RefSeq and is a predicted model, not a curated record.